CAUGAUUCUGAAGGCCGUAACGUCAGCGCGACGGGUGAACGUUAUUAUUAUCCCAGCUGAUGUGAAUCCGUUCUCCAUCAUACGGGGAAGGGAAAAGGUACACGGGUGGACACCAGGUGGUACCAAGUUGAGACUGAGAGGGCAAGUGAGAUAGCUCGAGGAGCCGUUAAACCAGAGAGAGAGAGAGAGAGAGAGAGUAGUAGAAGAAGUAAAGCCUCGAAUCCGCGAUCCAAAUAAAUAAUAUAAUCCAAUGUAUUACGGUUCCCACGGUGCCACCGAAGAAGUCGCCGCCGCCGCAGCCGCCGAGGAAAAGAUAUGUCGUUACCGCGGGAAUGGAGCUUCCAGGAUACGGCACAGUGCCGACCGUACCCGGGAUACGGCGGCUCGUCGUUGGCCGAGGUGCGUGACGUCGAUGUCGACUUCGGCGUGGAUCGCACGACCGGCGCGGCAGUGUCGUCGUCGCAGGAGAUGGUCAUCGGCGGCGGCGCUGUCGCUGCCAUCAUCGACGAGAACAUGAAUCAGCCGGCUAACCAGCUGGGUUCGCUCUUCUCCAUCCACUCGGCGCCGGUGUUUGACCUGAGCGGCGGCGCCAUCGCCGGGGCGCCGUCGCCGAAGCGGCCGGCCUCGUUGGCGGUGCAAACGACAGCGACGUCGACGCCGAUCGUACCGCCGCAUCUGCAGAGCCCGGAGGGCACCGUCAACGACGACGAUGACAACGACAACCUGCUGACGAUAUCCAGCCUCACCGCUCGUCCGCUCAUUGCGAAAUCACGAGAGCUCAGAUCCGCCAGGUGCACGGUCCCGAAGAGAAAGAAAUCCCAGAGAAGCGACAUCAGGAAACCGCGGAACACCACGUACGUGCCACUGGACGGCGGUUAUGGCUGGGUGGUCGUGUUCGGCGCCUUCUUCGUGCAGUUCUGGGUCGCCGGCUUGGUCAAGUCCUACGGCGUGCUCUACGUCGAGGUCAUGGAGACUUUCAAGGACUCGUCCGCUUCGGUGGCGUCCUGGAUACCGGCGAUUCUGACGUGCCUAUGUCUGGCGCUCGCUCCGGUGACAAGUAUGCUCUGCCAGAAAUACAGCUGUCGAACGGUGGUUUUCGUAGGUGGACUCUUUUGCGCCCUAGGACUUACAACUAGUUACUUCGCCACGCGAUUGAUACACCUCUUUUUUACAUUUGGAGUGCUGACAGGUAUCGGCGGCGGUCUGUCCACUACGCCGGGCAUAAUCCUAGUAUCGCAGUACUUUGAUAAGCAUCGCGCUCUGGCGAACGGAAUCUGCGUGUCCGGUACCGCCGCUGGUAGCUUCGUAUUUCCGCUCCUCAUCGAGCUGCUGGUGAAAGACUUCGGUUUUCACGGUACAAUUUUGUUGUUGGGCGGCUGUAUGUUGCACGUGUGCGUGAGUGCGACUCUGUACCGACCGUUGGACGAAAAUUACGCGCCCGACGAGGAGGAGAUCCAGCAGAGGGAAGUGAAGGAAGAGCAGUCGAAGCAGCAGAAGCUGGACCUGUUGUUCGCCAACGACCCGACCACUCGGCACAACAUGCUGAACGAGCUAUUUCAUCAAAACGGCGGCGGUGUAGUGGCCGUUGAGCUGACCGACAGUGACGAAGAGAAAGACGUGAUGGGUGAAGGAUUGCGUAUGAAACCGAUUUCCAAGAUCCGCAGUUCCAGCAUCCUGCACAGUGUUGAAGACUUGUCGACGGACUCGACGUGCGUCUACAAAGCAGCUCGCUCAUCGCUGAGGUCGUUGAAAUCAUCAGGAACAGCGGUGGCUCCUCCAGAACAGCAACCGGCACCACCACCGCCUCCAUCGCCGCCUCCACCGAUGUCAUCGUCGUCGUUGACGCAAACUGCGUCGUCCAUUGAUGCAUCCAAAGUCACCCUGAUGCAGCGGCUGACGCGCUACAUCGACUUGUCGCUGUUGAAGAAUCCACAGUUCAUCAUGAUGUGCUUCUCCGUCAGCCUCAUGUCUACCGGCAGUCCAUACAUGCUGUAUUAUCUGCCGGCGUACGUACACGCCGCUGGUUACACCAAGUCGGAGGCGGGCUACCUGGUGGCAAUCUCCGCUGCCCUCGACCUAUGCGGCAGGCUUGGUCUCGGAUGGCUAUCCGAUCUCAAACUGUUCGACCGGCGGAAAGGAUAUAUCGGCAGCGUAGUUGGUGCCGGUGUAGCGGUCCUCGCAAUACCGAUGGCUCACUCCUUCUACGUGUUGGCGUGUUCCGUUGGCAUGUAUGGACUGUGCUUGGGUUGUUGGUUCCUCCUAGUUCCCGUCCUGCUUGCCGACCAGUACGGAACCGACAAGAUAUCGUCCAGCUAUGGUCUCGUGAGGAUGUUCCAAAGCGUUGGCGCGAUUUCUAUUCCACCUCUCGCAGGUUACUUGCGCGAUGUAACCGGAAGUUACACUGUGUGUUUUCUGUGUAUGGGCACGUGUAUGGUAAUAGGAGGUCUGCCUCUGCUGUUGGUCUUCAACGAGACGUCAAACUCGACAACAAAGCUGCCCGUAAACGCCGAGAAUAACAAUCGUCAGAGGGACACUACCAUGAAAGAGUAAAUUAUUUUGAAAAUGUGAUCGUUAACGAAGAGUGAUAUAAUCUAAUGUGUAAUAGGAAGAUAAUAAAUCGCAACAGUUGUCACAAAA
Odontomachus brunneus is the source of this 2637-nucleotide messenger RNA. RefSeq names its product monocarboxylate transporter 12-B (gene Sln). The record is from RefSeq and is a predicted model, not a curated record. Bases 316 to 2550 code for a protein of 744 amino acids. Gene Ontology annotation, biological process: transmembrane transport; monocarboxylic acid transport. NCBI's taxonomy places the organism in Eukaryota, Metazoa, Arthropoda, Insecta, Hymenoptera, Formicidae. Gene Ontology annotation, molecular function: monocarboxylic acid transmembrane transporter activity. The transcript is spliced from 7 exons.